AUUGCAGACGGAGCGUACCACCAAGUUUUUGUCUCUCCAAAGAUUUUGGACUCCUCUGAAUUCUGCACUCAGGUGCUCACCAAGCUGUGCUUCUUCAAGCACCUUUGUGUGGCAUUUAUCAAUGAGGUGCAUUGCAUUAGCCAAUGGGGAGAAAGUUUUUGGCCAGAUUAUGCUGCAUUGGGCUCAUUCCAGGAUUGGCUUCCUGUUAAUGUGCCUAUGGCCAUAGCAUCAGCCACACUUCCCGAGCAUGUUAUGGAUGACAUACAGAUCAAGCUCCAGCUGAGCAAGGAUACCGCCAUGGUUGCUGUCUCAAAUACAAGGCCAAAUGUUGCUCUCUCUGUGCAGGGCAUAAAGUAUGUGGUCAGAACAAAGGGAGAUUUUUGUUUCAUGAUCUCUGAUAAUGCACAAUGUGUGACAAACAUACCAGUCCAGCUCAUCUAUUGCAACUUGCGCCGAGAAGUGAAAGACAUUGUCAAUGUCAUGCAGCAAUGGCUUCUGCCUGGUGUCUCACAAAAUGCUCACUUCAAUUGCAUUGCAUUCUACCAUGCAAAGGUUGGUGAGAAGAGAAAACGUGAGCUCGAGACAAAAUUGCACACAGGUGAGGUGCAGAUUAUAAUCUGCACUGAUGCAGUUGGCAUGAUCAGUCCAGAUCACAGUAGAGGCUGUGAUAUGUGUAACAUUGAGUGCAUCGUGCUCUGGGGGCUCUCUCCGUCCUUCUGUGUGCUUGUUCAGCAAGCCAUUAUGAGCAUGUUUGGUGAAGCUAUUCUCACUGUCCUGGCCAAGCUGCUGAAAGAUGGCAUUGAGUCAGCUGAAGUGGAGAAGCUAGUAGUCAAGACAGCUCAGAGUGCAGAGGCUAAAAACCGUGACCAGGAAGUGGACGAUGCAAACACAGCCACACUUCAGGAUGGUGUCCAGCAGAGUGGAAGCAGAGUGGCCGUGACAAAGAAGAAGAAGAAGAAGAAGAAGAAGAAGAAGAAGAAGCAGCGCGGCUCUGAGUGUAACACUCUUGAAGCUUGCUCACGCAUGGAGUUCACCACCACUUCCAAGUGCCAUUGCACUGUCUGGGAUCAGUUCUUCAACAAUAAGCAUAAAAGUGAGUUUCAAAGUGGUUCUAAACUGACAGCUACUUAG
This is a messenger RNA of Phanerochaete carnosa HHB-10118-sp, 1131 nucleotides long. RefSeq lists its product as uncharacterized. Gene Ontology annotation, molecular function: 3'-5' DNA helicase activity; four-way junction helicase activity. NCBI's taxonomy places the organism in Eukaryota, Fungi, Basidiomycota, Agaricomycetes, Polyporales, Phanerochaetaceae. Gene Ontology annotation, biological process: double-strand break repair via homologous recombination. The record is from RefSeq and is a predicted model, not a curated record. The transcript has 4 exons. Gene Ontology annotation, cellular component: nucleus; chromosome; cytoplasm. The annotation marks the transcript as partial.